UGAGCAUGAAGUUGAGGGAAGGGAACUUCUCACCGAAGAAGGCAGUAGGAAUAAAGGAGGCGAGAAGCUACCGCUUCUAGAAUGCAAGCUAGGCACUCCAAUGAAGGUGCAGAAGUUGACAUUAGAAAUUCCAAAACCCACACUUGCUUGUCUUCACAUUGACUAA
Molecule: messenger RNA, 166 nt
Organism: Ilex paraguariensis (yerba mate)
Lineage: Eukaryota; Viridiplantae; Streptophyta; Magnoliopsida; Aquifoliales; Aquifoliaceae
Source: the annotation of a GenBank genome assembly